AUGAUCCUGAGCGAGGGCGGCGAGAUGCUUAGACAGGAAGACGACCAGGAAACCAACACCGCUUGCCUCAUGGCUGCCGGAGUUGGCGGCGGCAUGAUGCAUCCCGGAAUGCAACAUCAGGACAUGUCUAUGGGCGCUGAAGCUGACGACGGAUAUCCGGAUGAUGGUGGAGAUGACGAUGGUACAGACGGCGACCUUCUGGAGGGAGAGGAGUGCGGCUCCCCGGGGAGUUUCUCCGGAACUUCCACGCUCUCGCAACAGAAGCGGCGGUUUGCUGACGUGAAACCACCUUACUCAUACAUCGCGCUGAUAACAAUGGCCGUCGAGAGUUCCACGAAUGGAAUGAUGACGCUCAAUGAGAUCUACGCAUUCAUUAUGAACCGCUUCCCGUACUUCAAGGAGAACCAACAGCGAUGGCAGAACUCCAUUCGUCAUAACCUGUCAUUAAAUGACUGUUUUGUCAAGGUUCCGCGCGCCCCCGGCCGACCUGGAAAGGGAAACUACUGGGCGCUGCAUCCCGGCUGCGGGGACAUGUUCGGCAACGGAAGUUUCCUCAGAAGAGCAAAACGGUUCAAGUUACAGAAGCAAAAGAUGGCGAUGGAAGCGCAUGUACAACACGUGAACUCUUACGGACACUUUAGCCUGUACCCACCACACGGCUAUAAACCGUAUCCGGCCCUUAAUCCCUUGGGUCUACCGUCAUUCCCACAAGGCCUUGGACAAUCACAACAAUACCCGGGUCUCCCUCAAAAACAGGAGCCCUGGUCGACGCAGCCAACAUCUACCUACCCACCCUACUACCCCGGCGGGUCCAUGUCAAACGGUCUCAGUAACUCGCUGGGUAACGGUAUUCCCAAUAGUUUCGGUUCGAGCCUCGGGGGAUCGUUGGGAAGCUCUUAUCUUCCGGUGACCACCUCGCCUCCCAUGCCACCCAGCACCAACGCGUCACUCGGCGCCUACUCCUCAUUCCAACAGCCACCUUACUACGGAUCCCAGUAUUCCACGCAGCUGACUCGGUGA
Mya arenaria is the source of this 1020-nucleotide messenger RNA. RefSeq names its product forkhead box protein B1-like. The coding region runs from base 1 to 1020 and encodes 339 amino acids. The transcript has 2 exons. The record is from RefSeq and is a predicted model, not a curated record. Gene Ontology annotation, biological process: regulation of transcription by RNA polymerase II; anatomical structure morphogenesis; cell differentiation. Gene Ontology annotation, molecular function: DNA-binding transcription factor activity, RNA polymerase II-specific; RNA polymerase II cis-regulatory region sequence-specific DNA binding. Lineage: Eukaryota; Metazoa; Mollusca; Bivalvia; Myida; Myidae.